UGCAGCUCAGACGGCCAUGUAAACAAGGAAAAGACUUGCGGACCGAGGAACGUAUUUCACCGCGGAUACAAAAGACACUCAGUAUUAAAUGAUACCUCUCCAUUAAACGUGGCCAACAGCCAUGGGCUUUCCUGUCACCAUCAAAGUCAAUUUCAGGGGGAAUGUGAGGAAGUUUCCCGUUGCGGACUCGGAGAAAGCACAGUGGGAAUCGGUGGAGGCCUGGAUUAAAACUACCAUUGGCUUAUGCCACUUUCAAGUAAAGUAUUUUGAUGAAGACAAUGAGGAGGUCUCUAUCAACAGUCAAGAGGAAUAUGUGGAAGCACUGAAGAGCGCUCUAAAGCAGGGGAACCAACUCCACAUGAAUGUUUACAAGAUGAAAGGGCAAGCUGAAGGUGGGGCCAUGAAGGUGGAGGUGAAGGAGCUGAAGCUUGAGAAUCGGCCAGCUCCCCCGUACCCCUCCAGGCUAAAAACAGUCGACAAGGAGACACAGGUCACCCCCGAGCGGGACUCGGUGGUAGUGAAGGAUAACAAGGGGCCCAAAGUGGAAGAUGAGGCUGUACCAGCGUGGUUCAAAUCAUACAUGGACAAGUUUAAAGACCAGGUAGUGAAGGAGGUGGUGGAUAAGAUGUGCAGUGAGUUCUCUGGACAGUGCUGCACACACAGAGGCCCCGGGCAGCGGUCCGAGGAGCCAGGCACGUCUGGGUCCCAGGGGCCCAUCAUCAGCUCCACCACAGGGGUCACGUCCAGCUCCAGCAGCCCGACCUGCAGCAGCUGCAAGGGACCAGCUACGGGGGGAGGCUACCAGUGCAGUGUGUGCCCAUCUUGCAUUCUGUGUGAGCCUUGCAGUCAGGGCCACGACCCCAGCCACAACCUCAAGAGGACGCGGACGCCCUUGUCAGUCCCUGAACGUGGGGUGACACCAGAGCCCAGGUUCCCGCGGCGCGGCGACCGGACGGUGCGCAAGGCAGAGCGCCAGCGCCUGAAAGCGGAGCGGCGGCAGCUGAAGGCGGAGGUGAAGGAGAUCAAGAAGAAGCUGCGGCUGGAGAAGCGGGGCCUGCUGUGGAGCGGCUCCACCAGCUCCAGCACCCGGCCGUCCGUGCUGGCCCUCGUCCCCGCUGCCCCAGCCCUGGACCCAGCCCCAGCCCCAGCACCGGGUCCACAGGCCACCAGUCCAGAGGGUCCCAAGGUCUCCUGCUCCACCUUGGUGCCCACAAUGACUGCCUUGUUUCUGGAUGAGAACCUGCCAGACGGCACUUGUCUGGAGCCAGGAACCAAGUUCAUCAAAUACUGGAAGAUGCACAACACAGGCAACAUCAGCUGGACGUCUGACACCAAGCUGAAGUUCAUGUGGGGGAACCUGGCCCCGGAGUCGCGGGAGCAGAGGGAGGUGGCGGUGCCCUUCCUGCAGCCGGGCCAGGUGGGCGUUGUGAGCGUGGCGUUCGUGGCUCCCCUGCUGGAGGGCACCUACACCUCCCACUGGCGCCUGGCGCACUGCGGCGAGCAGUUCGGCCCCCGCGUCUGGUGCAGCAUCGUCGUGGUGCCCGGGGGCACCGCCACCGCAUGCCAGCUGGGCGCCCGACAUCACAGCAAGAGGCCGAGAGAUGACCUUGGUCACGCCGAGAAGGAGCAUCUGGGCUGGCUGGCCACCAGGAGCUCCAAGGACACCUCGUCCGUCGGCUCCCAAAGACCCUACUACAUUCCCUCGGUGGACAUGCUGACAGCACAGGAUUUGCUGUCCUUUGAGUUGCUGGACAUAAACAUUGUGCAAGAGUUGGACAAAGUCCCAGCCAACACUCCUGUUGACAUGACCCCCUGCAUGUCUCCCCUCCCUCACCGAGGACACCUGCUGGACAAGCCUGGAGUGGAGCUGACCAAAGACAAACCUAGGCCCACUGGUGAUAAGAAACACACAGGUAAUUACAUGGUCAGUACAUUGAAGGACUCUUGUUGGUCUGGUCUUGUCAUGCAAGUGGUGCCGCCUCCAGACCACUUGGACCCUCUUGGGCACGACGAGGCAGACGAGGACAUUAGUGGGACCCAGUUUGUGUGUGAGACCGUCAUCCGCUCCCUCACCCUGGAGGAGCCGGACCACAGGCCUCGGUGCAGGGCACGGCAGGGAAACACUAAGCCUGUCGUUUCCUGUCUUGAGAGACCACUGCUGCUGAUAAGUGACAGAACACAGGGGCCAAUCACCAAGUCAAUUGAGAUUCCACCUCCCCACCCCCAACUGACUGUGCUGGAUGAGCAAGUCAUCUUAGAGAGGUUUGUUGCUUCAGAGGAAAACCUGUACACUGACCCCAGCGAGACAGAGCGGGAGGAGGAGGAUGAGGAGGAGGAGAAGCCGCCGAGGGACAUGUGUGUUGAGCCAGAGCGGGCAGAGGAAGAGCCUGAGGCCGAGGCCGGGACGGGCGACUGGGACGAGGUCAGCAGCCAGGUAUCGUCGGUCUCGUCCGAGGACUACACGGUGAUCCUGCCCGACUGCUUCGACACCUCGCGGCCUCUCGCCAGCUCCAUGUACAGCUCGGCCGUCUCCCAGCACGGGACGGCCAGCUGCCUCAGCGUCAGCGCAGCCGACCCGCAGCCUGGCCCGGUGUCGGACGCGGAGCCGGACGCACGUCACCUGGAGGGCGAGGUGGACAGGAGAGGGAGGGACACCGGGAGGCUGCGGGGGUCAUCGCCCAUCCACAGCAGCGUGACCCACAUGCUGUGCGCCUCCCAGACCUUGGAUGCCCCGGCGCUCGUUCCCGAGGUGGUGCCGGCCCCUGGCCCAAUAGCCCCACCCGUCCCGCCCCGACAUGCACAGAGGCUGGUGCCAGAGAGGGAACCAGACUUGAUCCCAAGGACAGGUCAAAGACCCAACGUCCUGCAAAGGGUGGACAGCACUUUGAAUGCACCCAACCCAACACAUGAGCUGAGCCCAGGGACCGAAUCUGGGCCUCACAGCCCCCGAGAAAGCUCCUCGAAGGAUCUGAGAUGCAAAGAAAUGACUUUUAAAGGAUACUUUUUACAGGUGCGUCACAGGGGCAUCACGGAUGGGCUGGUGAAGGGAGCACUGUCCGUGGCCGCGUCCGCCUACAAGGCCCUCUUCACUGGACAGAGCAGCUCCACACAGCGUGCGGUGGUAGCGGAGGACCCGGCGUGCGAGGCUGCAUCCAUGCAGGCUGUUCUGCAGGAGAUGGGCUUCUGCGACACGGCCCUCAACCAGCGGCUUCUCCUCAAGCACCGCCACAACCUGCUGGACGUGGUCAACGAGCUGGUGCAGCUUAACGACAACGAGUGGUACGCCUCACGCCACUGAGGAAGGAGAGGAUGAACACGCCAUGGUAACCGGCCUGCCUGCGGUUCACCUUUGGGCCAUCAGAACAUUCGGCUUCAGUCUUUUUUUCUUUUUUUUUAAACAUAAGAAAAUUUUGUGUGAAGAUGGUGCUGGGUUUGUUGUGGGUUUGGCAUGCUAAGAUGUGUACUGGAAGAUAUUAAUGGGGCUCUUCAUGGAAAGGUGUGUUUAAAUGAACAGUGGAUUAAGUUUUGUGUAAAAUUAGCAGUCCCAUCUUCAGUUUAGAUUAUACAGUGGUAGACUAGGACAGGGUGUGGGAGGAGUCAGUGGGAGAGGAAAGGUGCUCCCACUUCAACUUACUGUGGCUAAAAACUAGCCAAGUGUGUGUGUACUCAAACAGUGAUAGGAAGGAUAUGGGGGAAAUGAAACGUUCAUGUUGACUGAGGUAGGGUGAAUGACAAAGAUACAUAAGAAUUUGUUCUUUGUUUGGGCAAAAUCCAGGUUUUGGUCUAAAAUGCCCCAUACCAAUAGUACUGUGUGUUUUUUCCGUCAAAGCCUAUCCUGUUGGAUUGUGCGUGUGUGUGUGCGUGUGGUGUGUGUGUGUGUGUGUGUGUGUCCAAAACAUUACCUUAGUAAAUUCUUUCAGGCCACGUAUCUGUGCUAAAGAAAGGCUUCUGACAAAACAGGGUGAUGAGAGAAUUGGCCUCAUGUGAGCUCUUGUGCUGACCUUCAGUGCCGACUCUUUCCCCUCUCCUAGUCUGCAUCUGCCACAGUAGUAGGAAGUCAAGCGAUACAUACGUUUACAGAACUCAGACUAUAAAACCUAUACCUGAAGACACAUUACACAAUGCAUAGGACACUAAUGACUGUGCUGAAUUUUUUGUUUUGUUGCAUUUUCAAUAAAAUUGUGUUGCUCUCUGUAGACACUGAAGGACUUCAAUGCAGAAGCAUGCAAUGUUAAACAAGAGAACUGUCAGUAAAUUCAAUUUUAAACCUUCUAGAAUGUAUUUGUGAUAUUUGCACUGUGGCAGUUUAGAAUGGAUCAUGUUCAAGAUGGCAGCAUUAAAAUGAGAUACACUUUGCCUGCAAUGUGUCACACUAAAGUUACUAUAAUGCAGAUUUUUCCCUUGCUUGAGGUCCACCAUUCCCUGUUUUCCCUGUGACCGCAUAGAGUCCCUCGAACAUUCCAAAGUGAAAUCAAAUUGCAAUGAAGAGAUGACACCCUUUCAUGCCGUUGACCUUUAUAGACAUUCUCCACAAUCAAAUGACAGUGCAUCAUAGAGGGGUGUUUUGAUCUAUACACAUUACUUUUUUUUUUUUUUUUUUUUUUUUUUUUAAGAUAAGCCAAUCUUGUUAUGUUUUAUAGUGAAAAGAAUGUAGUUUACAAGAGCAGCAAAAAGUAAUUAAUUGCAUUUGUUAAAUGUAUCUCCAAUUUAUUUUUAUGCUAAUCUGAUGAAGUACUUUGUCUUUUUGUCUGUUUGUUUUUCCACGUCUGACCUAUAUGAAAUCAGUGCUUUGACCAUAACUGCCCAUAAAGCCAGUGUCAAAUCCCAGUUCUUUAACCAUAAGCCUAUAGAUAAAUCUGAGACCAUACAUGACUCUGCUGAGCCGACAUUAUUUGGAAUGUGUUUUGAAAGCACGGCCCGUGCAGACACAUUUUUUCUGUCUGCUCAGCUGAAGUCUCACUUCCCUUUCCACAAGAGGGGACCUGAAACAUACAUACAGAAAUAUCCCUGUGCUCUCUCUCUCUGUUUUUAAAUCGUGCUUCUUGUGUUGUUGUGCACCGACAACGGGGAGGUCGGCUGUUUCUCUCUUCCUCGAUUUUGCCUUUUUUCCAGAAAUUAGACGUGAAAUGGCAUAUUUGUGAUGAUGAAUAGCCUACAGUGAAAACGUGAGCUUACAUUUCUAUAGAUAACGUGGCUGGUCAUAAGUAGAGACAGAACUUUCGUUUUUUUGGCCUAGGCCUAAAGGCGAAAUGCGUUUGACAAAGUGCAUCUUGUGUUUUUCAUUCUGAACUUGGCACGUUUAAUUGUGUUUGCCUUCUGCUUAGAGAUAAUGUGGUUGUCACUUGGAUUCAGGCUGUGCUGUAACAGGUUCAGCAAGAUAGGCCUAACAGACAGGUUGUAUCAGAAAACAGAGUGUAACUGCUGUUUUUAGCUCACCAGAUUAUUGAUGAACACUGGAGCUGGUAAUGCCUCUUGUUUGUUUAAUAAAAACUGGAGACCCCAAAGCUAUUAACUAUUCUUCAAGGAAGUCAUUAUAUUUUUAGUAAAGCUGCUUUAUGUUAUAUUUGCUUUACCACACUGUAAAUAACUGGUUGAAGAAAUAAAGUAUGUCAAAACUGAAA
Messenger RNA from Alosa alosa (allis shad), 5621 nucleotides. RefSeq names its product NBR1 autophagy cargo receptor a (gene nbr1a). NCBI's taxonomy places the organism in Eukaryota, Metazoa, Chordata, Actinopteri, Clupeiformes, Clupeidae. Gene Ontology annotation, molecular function: ubiquitin binding. The transcript has 22 exons. Gene Ontology annotation, cellular component: phagophore assembly site. Gene Ontology annotation, biological process: macroautophagy. Bases 122 to 3298 code for a protein of 1058 amino acids. The record is from RefSeq and is a predicted model, not a curated record.